AUGACGACCAGGUUUGAAGUGCUCCAGGGCAAGAAGCCCAUCUCGUUCAGGCGCCUGAUGGCCCUGAAAAAGACCGGAGAAAACGUCUUCGAAUCCCUGACUCCGGCCUGGCCACCGGCCCCCCAUCGGAGAGCAUUUGGAGGCCAUGUGUACGCCCAGGCCAUGUACGCUGCAAGCAAGACCGUGGAUAAAGGGCUGGUAGUCCAUCAAAUGACUGGGUACUUUAUCCUCCCCGGCGCUAUUGAUAUUCCGUACGUGUAUCGCGUGCGCAAAAUUCGGGACGGCGGCAUGUACUGCUUGAGAGGGGUCGACGUCUACCAACACUCCGAAGCCGCCGCGCAGGGCACGUCGCCUUGCUUCGUCGCCACUAUCUCAUUCAAGCGGUGCGAGAAGGGCAUCCAGAAAUGGACCGGUUACGAGUACCAAGAGAUUCCCAAGGACCACAUCCAGAAAGAGUACUGUAGUGUCUUGAAAGGCUUCAGGCCCGAAGAUCACCCUCUGGCUCCGGGCGCCGAUGCUCUCUGGUGGGAGCAGGAAGAGGAAGAGUUCUGGAGCCGCGACGCGGCGGCCUUCCCGGGGGUGGAAACCAGAAAGGUCAACAUGGCCAGAUACAACGGCAAGGCAGAACUCGGGGGCGGCACGAACGGGAAUGGGGCGUCGCGCUGGCGCCAGCUGCUCUUUUACCGGCUCAUCCAGGACGACGAACCGUCCGAAGAGAGACAGGAAGCCGCCAACGACCUGAACUUGCACGCCGCGGCUCACCUGUACGCUUCGGACAGGAACUCGCUCUUCCUCAUCCAGCGCGCGCUCGGCUACGAGGCGGUCCGCACCACUAUGGCGUCGCUGUCACACACGGUCGUCUUCCACGGCCUAGCCGACCAUCUGCGCAUGGUUGUUGACGACGACCCCCAACAUCAUCGGCAGGGCGGCACUUCGAAGUGGUUCGUCCAGGAGUCGUGGACCAGCAAUGGUGGCGACAACCGCGGCUGCCACCACAGCCUCCUGUGGGACCACGAAGCCGGCAGGGUCAUCGGCACCUCGAUCCAAGACGGCAUGUUGAGGUUUCCGGCAGAGCUGGUCGAGAAGGCCAAGGCCAGCCAUGCUACGAAAAGCUCAUUGUCACCGCCUGCCCAGGAGAAGGCCGGUAGCAGCAAAUUAUAG
This is a messenger RNA of Cladophialophora psammophila CBS 110553, 1161 nucleotides long. RefSeq lists its product as uncharacterized. Gene Ontology annotation, molecular function: fatty acyl-CoA hydrolase activity. The coding region runs from base 1 to 1161 and encodes 386 amino acids. Lineage: Eukaryota; Fungi; Ascomycota; Eurotiomycetes; Chaetothyriales; Herpotrichiellaceae. Gene Ontology annotation, cellular component: peroxisomal matrix. The record is from RefSeq and is a predicted model, not a curated record. The transcript is spliced from 2 exons. Gene Ontology annotation, biological process: fatty acid catabolic process; acyl-CoA metabolic process.